AUGUGUGAUGCUCGUUCUGUCAAGUGCGCGCCAGGUAGUGCAGUGCAGGGCAGGGCCACCAAAGCAGCAUCCAUCGACCUGCGAGCGAUGUUCUCCGCCGCACGCUUCGUCAUCCCCGUGGGCAUCCACCCGCAGCCGCGCGGCCUCGCCGCCCCCGGCCGCCACGCGCUGGCGCUCACCGCCGUGUCGGCCAGGCCUCGCCGGGGAGGAGGAGGCCCCCGCCGCGACCUCCGCUCAUGGGACGACGACGGCGGCGGCGGCAGCGGCGACGAGGCCGACGCCAUCGACGAGAGCUUCUUCGGGGAUCAGGACGAGGACGAGCCAGAAGAGGAAGAGAAUCCCCCGGGCCGACGACAGCUCGCCUCGCCAGAGCCGGCGCUGCGCGGGACGGACGUGCUGCGGGCGCUGCAGCGGGCGGCCGCGGCCAAGGAGGAGGCCAAGAAGAAGAAGCAGCAGAAGCAGAAGAGCCCGGCGCCGCGGCGGCGGGAGGAGAAGGGCGGCGGCGGCGUGAAGCAGCUCGAGGUGACGGGGGAGGUGCGGCCGAUAGAGAUAAGGCCCGACUGGGCGCCGCGGAUCCGGGAGCUGGAGCUACGGGUGCAGCAGCUCCUCGCCAAGCACCAGUAGGCAGGCUCGGCCGGCCAUUGGGCGUCUCGUCUUCCUUGGUCCAUCCAAAGGCUGAAAGGCUGCUGUUUUAGAAGAUCGAUCCUGCGCCUAACUGACAGUCGCUCGUUGAGAUGUUAAACUUGUUCUCGAUUAAAAAGCAUGGUUUGGUUAACUUGUUUCUAGUCAGAAGUCAGAACUCAAACUCACAAGUUGAUUCUUCUUGGUGAAGCAUGCAUGCUCUGAGACUCUGAGCUGAUGUGCUAUGGGUUUUUAAGAAGUGUAUUGGAGUA
Brachypodium distachyon (stiff brome) is the source of this 893-nucleotide messenger RNA. RefSeq lists its product as uncharacterized. NCBI's taxonomy places the organism in Eukaryota, Viridiplantae, Streptophyta, Magnoliopsida, Poales, Poaceae. The transcript has a single exon. The coding region runs from base 1 to 624 and encodes 207 amino acids. The record is from RefSeq and is a predicted model, not a curated record.